AUGGCCUCUCUUCGCACAACUUCGCGCCUUCUCGCCUCCUCGAGGCCGCUCUUCCGUCCUGCGACUUUUGCUCGGACAUAUGCGACUGUCGAGUCUGGUGUUCAGGAACCCGCGCCCAAGGUCAAGAAGUUCCAAGUCUACCGCUGGAAUCCCGACACCCCCUCCGAGAAGCCCAAGAUGCAGACCUACGAGCUGGACCUCAACAAGACCGGCCCUAUGAUGCUGGAUGCGCUCAUCCGAAUCAAGAACGAAAUCGACCCCACCCUGACCUUCCGAAGGAGUUGCCGAGAGGGUAUCUGCGGAAGUUGCGCGAUGAACAUUGACGGAGUCAACACUCUUGCUUGCUUGUGUCGCAUUCCCACAGACACCGCCAAGGAGUCUCGCAUCUACCCAUUGCCACACACAUACGUUGUCAAGGAUCUCGUGCCCGAUUUGACCCAGUUCUACAAGCAGUACAAGUCGAUCAAGCCUUACCUGCAGCGCGAUACCCCCUCCGAGGACGGACUCGAGUACCGUCAAAGCCCCGAAGAGCGUAAGAAGCUCGACGGCCUCUACGAGUGCAUUCUGUGCGCCUGCUGCUCAACCUCCUGCCCCUCGUACUGGUGGAACUCCGAGGAGUACCUCGGACCCGCCAUCCUCCUCCAGUCCUACCGUUGGCUCGUCGAUUCCCGUGACGAGAAGACCGCCGAGCGCAAGCACGCCCUGGAUAACAGCAUGAGCGUCUACCGUUGCCACACCAUCCUCAACUGCACACGGACGUGCCCCAAGGGUCUCAACCCUGCGCGCGCGAUUGCGGAGAUCAAGAAGAUGAUGGCAGCUCACUAG
Molecule: messenger RNA, 825 nt
Organism: Aspergillus calidoustus
Lineage: Eukaryota; Fungi; Ascomycota; Eurotiomycetes; Eurotiales; Aspergillaceae
Source: the annotation of a GenBank genome assembly